UGCAGCCGCAGGGUCUGUUUCCUCUGUAGUUACACCUGCUAGUACACUUUAUCAUAUCCAGCCUGGUAUCGAUGAUCUCUAUUACUUUGGGCAGGUACAAAGAGGCCAAAACAGUCCACCACCAGCCCACUAAAUAAUGACUUUCUAUGGCAUCUUACAGCAGCCCCUCUGGCAUUUGCCAGAAUUGACAGAUUGCCAGUCCAGGCCUGCUCUGGGCCAAUGGGAAGAAUAAUCCAAGUAGCUGGAAGUGCGACAGCGCCAAAGAAGGAGAAGGGAAAGGAACCCCGCAGAUGCGCACUCCCGGCUUCAGAUUAGGGGUUACGCGCGUUCCUUUUGGAUUCGCUCGCAAUGCGCGCCCCCAUUGUAUUUGCACCUCCUCCUCCUGGUACCGCGCUCCAUGCCCAUAGCUUUGAACAGAGCUGCAGCCUUUCAGUGCUGGACGGGAUCCGGGAGAGAUGGAGGCAGCUCCGAGCCCCACGCUUAGCAAGGACUUACCUGCUGGUCCCCACACAGCUUCCCUCUAGCCGCAUUUACAAAUGACUGUGUACAAUUGUAUCUAAUUUGAUGCCAUUGUUUGGGCAAUGGGUAUGUGCUUCACGGGGAACACAUUCCUAUGCCUAUGUAUUCAAAUGAAGACUAACAAUGAGGUGGCCGAGCUUUACUGUACAGUCUCGAAGCACAAACAGCUUGAAGUUCAUGUUGGCUGAUUUGUUUCACAAGAAAAAAUAAUAAAGAAAAAGCCAAGGGAAAAUUAUGACAUCAGCAUCUAAAGGAAUCUUACGGGCAUUUUUAGCUGUCAGCGGUGUGUUGAUCUGCUUUAUGAUAUGUUUACUGAUAUACGUCAAACCAACAAACAACUGGAUUUCCAGUCCUAUCGAAUCAGCACAUUCAGUCCUUAAAAUGAAGAAUUUUUUCUCCUCUAAACAGAAUUAUUACAAUGAAACCGUCGUUCUAAUUUGGGUGUGGCCUUUUGGGCAGACUUUUGAACUGAAAUCCUGCCAGACAUUGUUUAAUAUUUAUGGGUGCCAUCUUACUACUGACCGCGCACUCUACAACAAGUCUCAUGCUGUCCUUCUUCACCACAGAGACAUUAGCUGGGAUCUCAUUAACCUGCCCCAACAGCUGAGGCCACCUUUCCAGAAAUGGAUUUGGAUGAAUCUGGAAUCACCAACACAUACGCCACAAAAAAGUGGCAUUGAGCACUUAUUUAACCUGACUCUGACUUACAGGCGUGACUCAGAUAUCCAAGUGCCAUAUGGCUUCAUGGUCGUAAGCACAAAACCAUUUGACUUUGAGGUGCCAAGCAAAGACAAGUUUGUCUGUUGGGUUGUUAGCAACUGGAACCCAGAACAUGCCAGAGUCAAAUAUUACAAUGAACUUAUCAAAUACAUUGAAAUUAUAACUUAUGGGCAAGCUUUUGGUGAAUACCUGAGCGAUAAAAGCCUGCUUCCAACUAUUGCAUCUUGCAAAUUUUAUCUGUCUUUUGAAAAUUCCAUUCACAAAGAUUAUAUCACAGAAAAACUUUAUAAUGCAUUAUUGGCUGGGUCAGUGCCCAUUGUAUUGGGACCUCCUAGAGAAAACUAUGAGAACUACAUUCCUGCAGAUUCCUUUAUCCACGUGGAAGAUUUUCUCUCUCCAAGAGAAUUAGCUGACCAUCUUUUAAUGCUGAACAAAGAUACAGAACAGUACCUGAGCUACUACAACUGGAGGAAACAUUUUACAGUCAAUAUGCCUCACUUCUGGGAAUCCCAUGCAUGCUUAGCGUGUGACCAUGUGAAAAGGCAUCAAGAAUACAAAUCAGUCGGGAAUCUAGAGAAGUGGUUCUGGAACUAACAUAUUACUAAAGCAAAUUGAAGGGGGAAAAAUAAAAACUACCAGCAUUUUAGUGCUUUGUCACAUAGUUGAAUGCUUUGGCAAUUGCAUUAUUUAAAUUAUGUCCAAUUGAAAAUUCUACUUUUCACAUCGAAAUCAUUAGACUUGUUUUUGGCCAUCCUCUGUGUAGCUGUUUGUGUACGUAUCAGUUUUAAUGUACAUCUUGGGCAUUUUUCAUGCACUUUUUAACGCACUUGAUGAACUCUGUGCGUCAUGUAACAUUUUGAAAUCAGCAAUUUUUAUGUGAUUGUAUACUUGUUAUAGGAAAUCUAAGUGCAUCUGAUACUCUUUACCAGAUGGGAAUAAUUUAUUAUUGUAAUAUGUAUUUUUUUUUUUUUUUUUAAAUAGAUGUUAAAUGUUCAGGGUGAGACAUUGAAAAAAACUGGCCUCUCUUGGUAGUAUGUUUCCACAUACUAUAAAAUAUUUGCACCUUUCAGUAUAGUAAACUAAUGUAUAUUCUGUACUAUACGUUCAAAUACAAGUAUCAGCUGAGCCAGUAUUAAUACCGCAAAUCUAUCUUCUCAUCAUUGAAAUAUCACAAAUUAUUUUUUAGAUGUCUCACUUUCUGAUCAUAUUGAUCAUAUAGUUUAGCAUUUUUUUCUUGCUUGGUUAGAUCUGUUCAGAUGUGUCUGGCUUCCUUGUAUUUUCUUAAGGGAGUCAUGAUCUUUAUUUUCAUACAAAGAAUUGAGGGUACCAAUGCAAUAUUUGUUAGGAUUUUGAAGAAAAUUGUUUGUCUCAAUUGCAAGUCUGCUUCUGCCGAGAUAAUAUAGAUUAAUGAAUGGAAAUACUACAUAACGUAUGUCAAAAGCGAAAUAGCUUUUUAGUAAAGAUGGGGUUUCUGGAGCCUCUAAGUUGGUAUGGAAGUCGAAUUUCACAGUGUAGGAAUGAACAGGGUUACAUUUUUUCUACUCUAAUUUUUUUGGGGGAAUGAAAAAAAAUAAAGUAUUUACAAAAAAAGGGAAAAAUAUUCGUUAUAA
Messenger RNA from Xenopus laevis (African clawed frog), 2849 nucleotides. RefSeq names its product fucosyltransferase 9 (alpha (1,3) fucosyltransferase) S homeolog (gene fut9.S). Gene Ontology annotation, molecular function: 4-galactosyl-N-acetylglucosaminide 3-alpha-L-fucosyltransferase activity; glycosyltransferase activity; fucosyltransferase activity. Gene Ontology annotation, biological process: glycoprotein biosynthetic process. The transcript is spliced from 4 exons. Gene Ontology annotation, cellular component: membrane; Golgi apparatus; Golgi cisterna membrane. The record is from RefSeq and is a predicted model, not a curated record. The coding region runs from base 754 to 1833 and encodes 359 amino acids. Lineage: Eukaryota; Metazoa; Chordata; Amphibia; Anura; Pipidae.